Messenger RNA from Arxiozyma heterogenica, 2346 nucleotides. RefSeq lists its product as uncharacterized. Lineage: Eukaryota; Fungi; Ascomycota; Saccharomycetes; Saccharomycetales; Saccharomycetaceae. Bases 1 to 2346 code for a protein of 781 amino acids. The transcript has a single exon. The record is from RefSeq and is a predicted model, not a curated record.
AUGGAUCGUAAUACUCCUGAUUCUAGAAAAAAAAUUACUGCCACCAAGAAUCACAAAGUGACAUAUAAUAAACACAUAUCAUUUGAUGAUCUUUUGCCUGGUUUUUUGGACGAAGAAAUACGAUUAAUUAAAAACAGUGAUAGACACAUUGGAUUUAAUAAUAAAUAUGUUCAUGUUCCACCACAGUAUAAUCCAUUAUAUGGACAAAGAAGGCCUAAUUUAUUAGAUACAAAAUCUCAAAAAACAAUUGAACGAUCCAAAUCUCCUAAUAGUUUUAAUCAAAGAAGUAGAAGUGAAACUUCAUUGAGUGAAAAGGAUAGAUAUUUAACUAAGAGAUUACCACCAUCACCUAGAAUGUCAAUAUUGAAAAAAGACUCUAGCAAGCGUAUUGAGGAAGAAAAUAUUGCAGAUGUUGAUAUUGCUUGUAUGGAUACAAAUGCAGAAGAAAUUAUGGAUCAUACUACUAAGCAAAACACGCAGUUGAAUUCUGGGUCAAAGAAUGAAUAUACACAAUCUCUGUUCUCCAACUUGAAUGAAGUAGAAGAUAGAGUCAGUAAACAAAAAAAAUCACUAAAGAAUAAUAGUAAAAGCUUACCAGAUAAUGAUGGACCAAGAAGAAAAUCUUUUGCUGGCAUGACAGAUGAAGAAUUGGCCAAAUUAGAAACAUUUUAUACUACAAGGGGUAGAUCAACUGAAGCAAAUAUUUCAAAUUAUGACUUUUCACAAAGACAAACAAUAUUUUCUCUAAAACCAGAAAUAUAUAAUAAUAAUAACAAAAAAUGGCGACAAGAUACGAAAUUGGAACAAGCUAAUAAAGAAAUAGCAGAAACUCUGGCUGUCACUUAUCCAUCUAGGCCGGUAGUGGAUCAUAGAGCAAUAUCUGUGACUAUUGAAAAUAACAAAUUUAAAUCAUAUGUUAUGGGCCUUAAAAGUAAGUUGCCAAUAAAAGAAGAUGAAAAGGAUUUAGGAUCAUCAUUAAGAGUCAUCAACUGUUAUAUUUCUGGAAAGCGUUAUACCUGGUCUUCUGUGGAUUGGUAUGUAGAAAACUUGGCUAAAGAUGGUGAUCAUUUGGUGAUUGUUACUACUAUACCGAAUUUUGAGAGUAAAAUUGAUAAUCUUUUGUAUACUGAAAGGAGAAAAAGGAGUAAAAAAGAAACAAUCAGAGCUAUUAUGGGUGAUAAAAUAUCAUCAUCAACAUCCUCACAAUUAUUACCAAAACUUACAGAAUCGAAGAGUCAAACAGAAGCUGCACAAAAUUCCAGAAUUAUUCAUAGCAGUAAUAAGAAUAAAGACUUACCAUUAUCUAAAGCAAUUAGACUAGAAGCAGUUUAUAAAGAAGCUAAAGAUGCUACAAUAUCUAUCCUGGAGUAUUAUGCAGGAAGGUUACAAAAUAAACUUGUUAAAAUUACUGUUGAAUUGGUUAAAACAGAUUCAAUAAAGGAUGCAAUUACAAAGACAGCAGUUUUAUAUAGGCCAUGUGCACAAAUUGUAAGUACAGUGUCAACUAACAUUCAAAUUAAAUUUAGAAAUGGUAAUAUUAAACUACCAUAUUUCAUGAUGAAAUAUUAUCCAAUGCCCGUAUUUAUUGUCCCUUUUGAAUUUAUUCAUCCAAAGAAACUGACAGAAGAAUGUAAAAGUUUCACAAGAAGUGUAAAUAAAAAGAAUAGAUUGGAGUGGCUGGAUAAUACGAUAAAAUACACAUUACAAAAUCCAUAUAAAAUUAAAGAUUCACUAGCAAAUACAAAUGAGUAUGAAUCUGUGAAGCAUGUACUCCAUUCAGAUUAUGAAUCAGAUGAUGAGUCUGUAACCUCCAUUGACAACUAUUUCCCUAUAGAUCCACAAGUACAAAAAAAUAUCGCUCUGUUUGAAGAAUUAGGAUAUGUGGUACCAAAAUCCUCAAGAGAUAUAUUGCUGGAACAAAGCAAUGAUGUUACCUACGAUAAAGAUGGUAAAAGAAUAACACCAUGUACUUCAAGAUCAUCAAGACGUAGUUCUAGAGUUCAAUUGGUUGGUUCAGCCAAUAAUCUAUAUAAAGUGAAAUCUUUAAUUAUAGAUGAUACUAAAAGCAAUCAUACAGUUGAUUCUGAUUUAUUCUCUAAUAAAACUGCAUUAUCAUCUAUAAAAAAAACCAAAUCUUUGUCUCUUAAUCAUAAACCUUAUGCAGGAUCAGUGAUUUCAUCUUCAUUAUCUAAUAACAAUAGUAAAGAUCAAACAUCAAAAAAAUUACCAACAAAGGGUACUAAAAAGACCGAUCCAAAUAAGAAUAUUGUUAGUGGAAGUAAGGGCAAAUUAAAGACAAAGAAGAAAUCUGGGUUUGGAUCAAUAAUUGGAAAGCUGUUUAAAUAA